Amblyraja radiata (thorny skate) is the source of this 1900-nucleotide messenger RNA. It is a transcript of the gene htr1aa, whose product is annotated as 5-hydroxytryptamine (serotonin) receptor 1A a. NCBI's taxonomy places the organism in Eukaryota, Metazoa, Chordata, Chondrichthyes, Rajiformes, Rajidae. Gene Ontology annotation, cellular component: plasma membrane. Gene Ontology annotation, biological process: regulation of hormone secretion; regulation of vasoconstriction; adenylate cyclase-activating adrenergic receptor signaling pathway. Gene Ontology annotation, molecular function: G protein-coupled serotonin receptor activity. The transcript has a single exon. Bases 155 to 1384 code for a protein of 409 amino acids. The record is from RefSeq and is a predicted model, not a curated record.
GCGAAACGCCAAUGAUUUAUAGAAAUAAGAAAAUGUGGCGACGUGUUCGAUGUGUUUAGGACUUCACCUUCUCAUUUAAAUAAUGUAGUUUCGACGGGAAUUUGCAGACCGCACGCUUGACACAACUUCUCCUCGGCUCCUUGGCGAUCUCACCAUGGAAAUGUACAACAACAGCACCUUUUCCUACUCGGGGUUCACCAAGGAAAACAAUACGAACUUUUCGGAGGUGACGCUGAGUUACCAGAUUAUAACUUCACUGUUUAUAGGAACUAUGAUCCUCUGCUCUAUUAUUGGGAAUGCUUGUGUGAUCGCCGCUAUAGCACUGGAGCGUUCUCUACAAAAUGUAGCCAACUAUCUAAUAGGGUCACUUGCUGUCACCGAUCUGAUGGUGUCGGUGCUGGUACUACCCAUGGCUGCUCUGUAUCAAGUUCUGAACAAAUGGACCCUGGGACAGGUAACCUGUGACAUUUUUAUCUCUUUAGAUGUGUUAUGUUGUACAUCUUCUAUCCUGCACCUUUGCGCGAUUGCUUUGGACAGAUACUGGGCUAUUACUGAUCCAAUAGACUAUGUCAACAAGAGGACUCCGAGACGAGCCGCUAUUUUAAUAAGCUUGACAUGGCUGGUCGGAUUUUUAAUUUCAAUCCCACCCAUGUUAGGCUGGAGAACGCCCGAAGACAGAGCUGAUCCCGAUGCUUGUAAUAUUAGUCAAGACCCUGGCUAUACCAUUUAUUCCACCUUCGGUGCCUUUUACAUCCCGCUAAUAUUGAUGUUAGUCCUGUAUGGAAGGAUAUUCAAAGCCGCCAGGUUCCGCAUACGCAAAACGGUGAAGAAAUCGGAGAAGCAAAAAGUAGCAGACACUUGCCUGACUGUUUCUCCAGCCGUCGCGCAAAAGAAAAGCAACGGUGAGAACAGCAAGAACUGGAGGAGGAGCGUGGAGCCCAAGCCUGCCUGCAUCAACGGGGCCACUCGGCACGGGGAAGAAGGGCCAGCUUUAGAAGUUAUCGAGCUGCACCACUACCACCCCAAAGGUCACCUUCCUCUGCCCAGCCACACCAACAGCCAAUUGACAUUUUGCUUUGAGGCGAGGAAUGAUAAGAACGUUGAAGCCAAGAGAAAAGUAGCCCUCGCCCGCGAGCGGAAAACGGUGAAAACUUUGGGCAUCAUUAUGGGCACCUUCAUCUUCUGCUGGUUGCCAUUUUUCAUCGUUGCCCUUGUACUGCCAUUCUGUGGACCGCACUGUUACAUGCCAAUGUGGCUCCACGCAGUCAUCAACUGGCAAGGCUAUUCCAAUUCUCUCCUAAAUCCCAUAAUUUAUGCUUAUUUCAAUAAGGAUUUCCAAAGUGCUUUCAAAAAAAUUGUAAAAUGCAAGUUCUGCAGGCAAUAAUUCAACCAUUAUUCCAAAUUCAUUACUGUGGUGCAUUAGUCCAAAAACAAACCAUACCAUUUUAACGUAAUGUAUUUAACAUUUAUUUUAGUCUGUACCUGUGGCACGAAGACAACUGGAUUCAACUUGUAGCCAGAUUGGCAUUGCUGUACACAUGACAACAUUCGUGCUGACAUCACAUUUCAAACAGCAUUUCAAAUUAGAAGACAAAGGCCUAUCCAGUUUCGAUAUAAUCGUUAUUUCCUUGAAACCUAAUUGGAAAGUGUCCGUGUUGUUCUGCGAUUUAACCACGCAAUUCUGGACCUUGCAUCCGCAGCUGUCAAGGUGCCGAGCUAAGCGGCACCAUUUGUAGACGAAAACUGAUACCUGUCUUCACUUGAUGUGUGUCUCACAACCCCACGUAUGCCGUGUGCUGAGGUUUUCUGCUAGUCUUUACUUUUGUGAUUUUUUUCGAAGUUGCAGAGUUGGGCCUGUGAUCGUUCGCAAUCAGUAACAGUGACUUCCACUUAAUGCAAA